Molecule: messenger RNA, 2097 nt
Organism: Closterium sp. NIES-65
Lineage: Eukaryota; Viridiplantae; Streptophyta; Zygnematophyceae; Desmidiales; Closteriaceae
Source: the annotation of a GenBank genome assembly
AUGCCGACCCUUCCUGCCUCUGCAGAUGCCGCUCAUAGUCUCGUCAUCGCGUCCAUCUGCCGUCGCUGGCGGCGUCUCGCUCAGAGGCAUGUUUCGACGCUUCUCGUCAAAGAAGACCGCGUAGUUUCUCGUCAGGAUGUCCUCACCGCCGUCGCUUGCUUCCCGAAUUUAACCCACCUGCAUCUGUCGGACGGAAGUGUUGAAACGCUGGACAACUCAUUUCUAGCUGACCUCGCCUCCUCAUGUCCUGGGUUGAGAGCGCUGCACGUGGGCAAGUUGAUGAUGGCAGCGGACGACAGACAGCAUGGAAGGAGGGACCGCUUUAUAACCGAAUCUGGUUUGGACUAUUUCUUCCGUCACUGCCCUCAGCUAGAGCAGCUGUCGCUCCGCCUUUCGUCCCUCACUGCUCUCUCCAUUGAAGCCUCCUCUCUUCACUACGACCAGCUUUCCAGCCUCCUUCAACUCACCAACCUCAUCCGCCUCUCCUUGCCGGAUGACAUUCGCGUCGUUUCACCAGAUCCUCCUGCCUUCUCGCUCGCCCAGCUACCCUCUCUCGAGUCUCUCAAGUUUGGACUGCACGGUGCUCAGUUCAGCAUUUUUCCCCCUCUUAGAUCGCCAUACAGCUUCCUGAAACGCCUGCAGCUUAACGAGUGCUUCAGCCAAGAGCGGAUUCCAGACAGUGUAGGAGAGGUGCUGCCACGCCUCCAAGAGCUCAGCAUCAGCGGCCAAAGCUUCAGGGACUUGACUGAUCAUUUCACCUCCCUCACCUGCUUGGAGAGCUUGACCAUUUCCUCAGGCCUCGUACUCACUCUACCUGAAAACUUUGGGAAUCUUCCAGCUUUGAAGGCGCUGUUGCUGCAGGAGCAACCGCUUUGCCAUCUCCCGGCUUCCUUCACUAGACUCGCAUCGCUGGAGUCGUUUUGCCUGCGUGACUGCAUGGGGGUGGAGAAGCUACCUGCAGGGUUUGGCAACCUCACUGCACUGCAGACUCUCAGCCUUGCGUGGCUGAUGAAACUGGACCUUCGAGAAGACUUGGGGGGGCUGACCAAUCUUCAAAUCUUCCAUCUCAUUAAAAACAGGGAAGAGCAGCUGCCAUCGUCAUUCACGCAACUGGCUUCGCUGACCAGGUUGGAGCUAGAUCGGUGCGCGAUUGCCGAGCUUCCUGCGGGGAUGGCAGAGAUGACAAACCUGCAGGAGCUCCACAUUCUGAAGUGUCCGGCCUUCAAGGAGCUUCCGGAAUGUGUGACGGCGCUCACCAGCCUUCAAUUGCUGAGGAUUCAAGAGUGUCGCCGUCUCUCAUCGGUUCCCAGGAGGCUGGACAGCCUUACUAGGCUGAAGCAGUUGGAGCUGAGGGGAUGUUGGCUGCUGAGAGAAGCCCCUCAAGCUCUGCCUCUCACUCUCCAGGCGCUAUCCUACUUGGAAAACAGUCAGCACGUGGUGUCUCCGACAAACAUUUCAAGGCUCACUGAGCUCAGGAUAUUGCUCUUGGGCACCGUGCGUGCACCAUUUCUUGAGGCCAUGGGUGCCAGCCUCUCUGGUCUCUCUCAUGUGGAGCACCUGGAAGUGGGGCUGGGAGAAGAUGCAGAGGAGCUUCUGACCGUGUUGACAAGGCUUCCCCGCCUUCAUACCUUGACACUCCAGGAGGCUCGCAGCUUGGACAUGCUGGUGGAGUCUGGCGGCUCGGCAUUGCAGGAGCUACGACAGCUGAACAUCAGAACCAUGUAUGAAGAACUCGCAGAGCUGCCUGCGGCCAUCACCACUCUCCACCACCUGACAUCCAUUCAGAUCCAUGCCCGGAUGUUAUCUUCCCUUCCAGAUAUCUUGGGGGCAUUCUCAAGGCUGCGCAGGCUGGAAUUAUCCCACUGCUCAUCCCUCACGCGUCUCCUUGCUUCCCUCACGCAGCUCUCCUGCCUGCAUUAUCUGAACCUCAGCUACACCAGCAUCUGCAUGCUUCCUCCUAACUUUGCUCGGCUCAGCAGACUCAAGAAGCUCAAUAUCUCUAACUGCAAGCACCUCGAAGCACUACCUGACGACAUAUAUAAUCUCAGAAUGCUCGAGCGUUUUUCUACUGUGGGGUGUGAUAUGCUCCAGCGCUGA